Messenger RNA from Diuraphis noxia (Russian wheat aphid), 1867 nucleotides. Its product is annotated as neuromedin-K receptor. The record is from RefSeq and is a predicted model, not a curated record. Lineage: Eukaryota; Metazoa; Arthropoda; Insecta; Hemiptera; Aphididae. Gene Ontology annotation, molecular function: neuropeptide Y receptor activity. Gene Ontology annotation, cellular component: plasma membrane. Gene Ontology annotation, biological process: G protein-coupled receptor signaling pathway.
CCAAAAUGUCCAAAGCGCUUAUGUUCACGAUUGCUUCUCUCGUUCCGUAUUCGUUAGCAAUUACGAAAGUGUUUACUCGACGAUUGAAUUUUUUUUUCACACAUAUAAUAUAAGAACAAACGAUAAAUUUACAAAUAUGGUUUCAAAAUGUUCGAGACAUCCUAUAGAUUGAACAGCAUCUUACAGAUUACUACAGAAGAAUGAAAAUAGCUUACAUCACGAAUCACUAAAAAAUAGUUUUUAAUCAAUCAUAAUGGACGAAAUUCAUUACAACGCUGUAUGCAAUAAAUCUCUGGAAGGAAUUAAAAACCUAAGGAAUAACGAUUCGAUUCCAAUAGAUGAUUGCAAUAAUUAUACUAAUCAUACGGAUUUUUAUAUAGAACCUACAUUAUUAUAUGAUGUGCCCGUAAGCAUAAUUCUUCUUCUGUCAAUGUUCUAUGGAACGAUAUCUGUAAUGGCAGUGGUGGGCAAUGCUCUAGUGAUAUGGAUUGUGACGUCGAGCAGACKAAUGCAUAAUGUGACCAACUUGUACAUAGCAAACUUGGCAUUAGCUGAUAUCGUUAUCGGUUUGUUUUCAAUACCAUUUCAAUUUCAGGCSGCCCUGUUGCAACGAUGGAAUUUACCAGCUUUAAUGUGUCCAUUUUGUCCGUUCGUACAAGUGCUUUCAGUUAACGUGAGCAUUUUUACCUUGACCGCGAUCGCAGUUGACCGGCACAGAGCUAUUCUCAGUCCGCUCAGCGCAAUACCAUCGAAAUUCCGAGCAAAAAUUUCAAUAGCCACCAUUUGGACGAUAGCUUUUGUGCUCGCGACACCAAUGGCUAUUGCUCUCAGAGUGCAACUUAUCGAAUACGGAGAUAGAGACGGUCGGAAGUUGGUGAAACCUUUCUGCUACAACGUCCGGCUUCCAGAACGCACUAUGUUAUUUUACAGGAUCACGCUUCUGUUUGUUCAGUACCUGGUACCCGUCGUCAUCAUAACGGUUGUGUACAUGCGAAUGGCGUUACGGCUGUGGGGGUCACACGCUCCAGGAAAUGCGCAGGACAGCAGAGAUGCGAAUCUGAUGAGAAACAAAAAAAAAGUUAUAAAGAUGUUAGUUAUUGUGGUUGGAUUGUUCGUUUUAUGUUGGUUGCCAUUACAAACAUAUAACGUGCUUCAAGAUAUAUUCCCAUCAAUAAACCAGUUUCGUUACAUAAACAUCGUAUUCUUCUGUUGUGACUGGCUGGCAAUGAGCAACAGCUGCUACAACCCAUUUAUCUAUGGAAUAUACAACGAGAAAUUCAAACGCGAGUUCCGCAUCAAAUUGCGGCACUUCCGGCGCGGCCGUUUUCGUGGCAAAUCAAACGCAAAUCACGGGAGGUCACCCUCGGUAAGAUCCACCACRUUAUCUGAGUGGAAAAGAGGAUAUUCGACGCGGUGCACGAACAGGACAACGGCGAACGGCGCGUGCGCGGAUAGUCCGCCGCCUAGAAGGGACGAGGUGGAAAUGUUCGUGUGCAAAUCGGGCAAGAUUACGUUGAUCAAGUGUGGCAGCCGUGCGGACCUCGAAGAACUGUGUCUGUAAAACAUUGUAAUAUGUUAAUUCUAUGUAUAGGUAGGUACCUACCGAUAACGUGGUAUAAUAUGAACUUAGUGGUUACAUUAUUAUAAUAAUGAUGAUAAUAAUAACAUGGUGACCCGCAUAUUUACCAUGGAAAAAUUGAUGAUUGAAAUUCGCUGCACCGGGCAGGAUCUAAUCUUUUACGUUAUAUGACAAUAAUAAUAUUGAGUUGACUUAUAUUAUAUAUUAUAAUAACGACAACACUGUCUUUGUUUUUUUAAUAAUUAUUUGCAAGAACGAAUAGUCAUUUUCUCGGCUAUACCUAUACUA